Fraxinus pennsylvanica is the source of this 495-nucleotide messenger RNA. NCBI's taxonomy places the organism in Eukaryota, Viridiplantae, Streptophyta, Magnoliopsida, Lamiales, Oleaceae. The record is from the annotation of a GenBank genome assembly.
AUGGAUCGUCGACUCAAGGAGGCAGUUGUAAAGGGCGACGUUUUAGGCUUAUGCAGUUUAAUGGAAGAGGAUGAAAACAUCAUUAAACAAACAGUCCCAGGAUCGAUCAACACCGUACUUCACCUGGCUGCAAGAUUCGGACACGAGGAAUUGGCGUCCGAGAUCAUAAAAUCGUGUCCAGAGAUGGUUUCAUCGGAGAAUGGAGAGCUGGAAACACCAUUGCACGAAGCAUGCAGAGAAGGGCAUUUGGGGAUAAUCAAACUGUUGCUGGAAAGUGAUAAUUCGAUUGUUUAUAAACAGAAUUUGCACGAACAAAGCCCCUUUUUCGUAGCUUGUGAGAGGGGGAAGAUUAAUGCAGUGAAGCACCUGUUGAAUUUUCCUCAACUGUUUUUGCUGGAGGUGGAUAUGUUAACCAGUUCACUUCAUGCUGCAGCUUCAUCCGGGCAUACGGGUAAAUUUUUCAACAAUUAUUCUGUCGAAAAUCUUAAUCUUUAA